AUGGACUAUCAAAAUCGUGUUGGAUCGAAAAAGGGAAGCGGAGGGGUUGCUGGAGAUGCAGAGACGAACCAAUACAGACGAGAAAGACUUCGAAAGCUUCUUCUUUCGAAGAUCGAUAUCGAUUCGGACCCGUAUGUGGUUAAGAACAGAGCUGGAGUGUUGGAAUGCCGACUUUGCCUAACAACACAUUUUUCGGAAGCCUCAUACGUUACACAUACUCAUGGUAAGCGCCACCAGUUAAGUCUCAUGCGUAGGGCCGAUAAAAAAAAGGAACAGGCGACAGGAGAACAGACAGUAACUGGAAUAUCGGACAUCCCCAAGAAGAAGUUCGUCAAAAUCGGUCGCCCUGCAUAUAAAAUUACUAAGAUUCGUGACCCUGUGACUGCACAGAAGGGGCUUGUAUUCCGCCUACAAUUUCCUAAGAUCAAACUGGAUGUGAAGCCCAGAUACAGACUAAUGUCUUCGUUUGAACAGAGCGUGGAGAAACCUGAUUCCAAGUACCAGUAUCUUAUAGUGGGUGGAGAACCGUACGAGAAUGUGGCGUUCAAGAUCUCGAGCGACUCUAUUGACUUGCGAGAAGGCCGAACGUGGGAUUUCUGGGAUCGAGAUAUAAAGGAAUACUAUAUCCAGCUUUUUUACAUGUAA
Molecule: messenger RNA, 645 nt
Organism: Brettanomyces nanus
Lineage: Eukaryota; Fungi; Ascomycota; Pichiomycetes; Pichiales; Pichiaceae
Exons: 1
Coding region: 1-645 (214 amino acids)
Biological process (GO): spliceosomal complex assembly
Cellular component (GO): U2-type prespliceosome; U2 snRNP; catalytic step 2 spliceosome
Source: RefSeq, a predicted model, not a curated record